AUGCCACCGCACUGUGCCGCACUUGACCGCAGAUACCUCUUUGAGGGCAAUCUGACAGGGCCCAUCCCCGAGUUAAUAGGAGCGCUCACCAGCCUGCACGAUCUGCAGGUGUUGAGCAAUAGCCUGGGUGGCACCAUUCCCGCCGCCAUUGGCAACCUCACCGCACUCACCAACCUGUGCAGCCAUUCUCCCGCCACCCCCCUCUCUCCCUUCCUCCCUCCACCCGCCCCUCUUCCGUUCCCCCUCAACCCUCCCUCUCUCUAA
Closterium sp. Naga37s-1 is the source of this 264-nucleotide messenger RNA. Lineage: Eukaryota; Viridiplantae; Streptophyta; Zygnematophyceae; Desmidiales; Closteriaceae. The record is from the annotation of a GenBank genome assembly.